Iphiclides podalirius (scarce swallowtail) is the source of this 783-nucleotide messenger RNA. The record is from the annotation of a GenBank genome assembly. NCBI's taxonomy places the organism in Eukaryota, Metazoa, Arthropoda, Insecta, Lepidoptera, Papilionidae.
AUGGCUGUUACAAGUGCACGGAGCAUUGUGAAUAUGAAGGAGAAGGGCCACUUCGAGCAUGACAAUGCGAGGAUUGAUAAAUACACGUUGGCCGACGAGCUGCCGGCCAAGCUUUCGGAGAUGGAGCUCCGGCCCCGGGUGAUGACAAAGCCUGGUUAUACACUCUGCAGACUCAGCCCGGAUGACAAAGAUGCUGUCAUCGACUUCCUCAGAAGAUUCUUCUUCCGCGACGAGCCACUGAAUCAGACCAUCAACCUGUUGGAGACACCGGAGUCGAGGUGUUUCGAGUUGGAGGACUACGCAGCGAGCACUCUCCGCGACGGCGUCUCUGUGGCGGCGGUCGAUGACAACGCUCAAUUUGUGGGCGUCGUCAUCAACGGAUUGGUUAGGCGGGAUGAGGUCGACUACACGGACAAGUCCGAGGAGUGUCCCCAUCCGAAGUUCAAGCGCAUCCUAAAGCUGCUCGGGCACUUGGACCGCGAGGCCAGGAUCUGGGACAAGCUGCCGAUGGAGUGCCACAAGGUGAUGGAGGUCAGGAUAGCGUCCACGCACUCGGACUGGCGGGGCCGAGGGCUGAUGAGGGUCCUCUGCGAGGAGUCAGAACGGAUAGCUAGAGAAGUGGGUGCUGGCGCUAUGCGGAUGGACACGACAUCGGCCUUCUCAGCGGCCGCAGCUGAGCGUCUGAAGUAUAAGUGCGUGUACGGAAUCUACUACGAGGAGCUACCAUACGCACCGCACCCGCCUUCACCGCAUGUCGAAGCCAGGGUGUACAUCAAAGAGCUC